Messenger RNA from Eimeria tenella, 1692 nucleotides. RefSeq lists its product as uncharacterized. Bases 1 to 1692 code for a protein of 563 amino acids. The record is from RefSeq and is a predicted model, not a curated record. Gene Ontology annotation, biological process: endosomal transport. The transcript is spliced from 6 exons. Lineage: Eukaryota; Apicomplexa; Conoidasida; Eucoccidiorida; Eimeriidae. Gene Ontology annotation, cellular component: AP-type membrane coat adaptor complex.
AUGGGCUCUGUUAUGAACCGAGGUUAUCUCUGUUUGCACAGAUUUAAUGGCUCUGUCCCAUUCCUUUCUCUCUGCAAAUCCACGCGAGAGCGCCGGCUUCUUUGUGGGCUGCUAGACGAGCAAUCAGCUUUCUUCCUCACUCCAAAGAGCCCCCCAGGGGGCCUUCAAGGAGGCCUUGCAGGAGCACACGAGGCGCCUACGAGCCCUCUUCAGGGAGAGCUUCAGGACUUACACAAGCAGAAGGCUUGUUUUGAAGCUGUAUACAACCAGAUGCACGGAGGCCCUGCCAUCGAGGCGCUGACAUACGGCAGGAUAACCCCAUCUGAUAAAGAGGCACUCCCAACCGGGGUUUGCUGGGGUGGACCUCGUGAAUUGUUACAGGGGCCUUCAGCGGUAGCGGCUUACUACAACUUCUUGGCCUCUCACUCCUUUUCCGUUUGUCUGCCGUUUCGCUUGAGGGCUAUAGGAACACCCUUUGCGGGCCUGCACAAGGCUCUGGACGGAACUGGGGCCUCGGCUGGAGCCGAACCGGGUGGGGCCCCCUUGCGCUCAAUUGGGGGCUGUCAGGGAUCCUUUAGCCUGAACGCUCUGUACUCUAUUGAGUUGUUCUUCUCUCACUCUCCCCACUACCGUCCGCUCCACAGUGUUUGCAUACCUUUCCUGCAAAGCCCAAUAGCAGGGCCUGAAGGCGGGACUGCGGUAGGCGCUCAGGCGGAGGCGUGGAGCCCCCUUACGAAAAGUGAAGAGAAGAUACUCCAAGAGGCCUCUGAGGACGCAUUUCCGUUUAACUACGAAAUAAUCCUCAAGCUUGAGCCCCUUGAGCCCGUGCCCACCGUCAUAUCUGUGGGGGUUCGAUUCAGUGAUGAAAGAGGCGCCACGUACUCGGGCAGCUUGCCGCCCUUUUCCGUUUCCUUUCAGGACCUUUUCCUGCCGGUCUGCGCACCCCCCGAAUUCCGUGCCGUUCUUUUUGAUGCCAUAUGGAAGAAGACGGAUACUGCUAAAUCGGUCAAGACGCUUGACUUGAAGAGCACAGUGGUGAAGCAAAUGAUCGAAAUGUCUUUGAGACCCUUUUUAAUUGAAGAAGACUUCUCAGUAGAGACAGAAGCCUUCGACUUCUGUCGGGACCAGUACCUACACGAGUACCCGGAACCUCUAGGUGAGGCAGGUGAGGCUUCUUCGGCAGCAUUUGCAUUAGGAGCCGCUCCCCUAGAUGGCGCCACAGUAGUGGAAGCGCCGAGUUCCCCGUCCGUGCCGGGGAUUGUUUCUGGCCAAGGGGCUCUUCAGGGGGUAGACUGGCAAGCAGCAGAAGUCCCAGACAUGGCAGAUAAUGCUGAUACUGCCGCAUUCGACGUAUUCGUGGAUGACUAUUUCAACGGCCAAGUCCCUUACAGCGAUAUCUUCAAAGACUCUACAGACACCGAAAGAAGCGUGCAGGGCGGGCUGGAUGCCUCCUCUACUGAGGCUUCAGGAAUCCCCGUGCAAUCCCCUGCCACUGGGCCCCAACUAGAUACCAUGCGUGCACUUAUCUUCCUCCCUCCACGCUACCACCUGUUGUUCAAGUUCACUGUUUCCCCCAAAACCACUUUAGUUCGCUGCGCUACAGACAGGUGGGAAGCGCUGGGCUACCUCGACGCCUUCUUCUCGAGUUGCUACGCACUAGCCCUCUCUGCGGGCCACUCGGUGGGUCCUUGA